Molecule: messenger RNA, 2846 nt
Organism: Nomascus leucogenys (northern white-cheeked gibbon)
Lineage: Eukaryota; Metazoa; Chordata; Mammalia; Primates; Hylobatidae
Gene: TRIP4
Product: thyroid hormone receptor interactor 4
Exons: 13
Coding region: 55-1737 (560 amino acids)
Biological process (GO): positive regulation of DNA-templated transcription
Cellular component (GO): nucleus
Molecular function (GO): transcription coactivator activity; zinc ion binding
Source: RefSeq, a predicted model, not a curated record
AGUCCGGUGCAGGACGUGGGGCUUUUGCAGCUCAGCUGGUUCCGGCUGGGGAAGAUGGCGGUGGCUGGGGCGGUGUCCGGGGAGCCGCUGGUGCACUGGUGCACCCAGCAGUUGCGGAAGACUUUCGGCCUGGAUGUCAGCGAGGAGAUCAUUCAGUACGUUUUGUCAAUUGAGAGUGCUGAAGAGAUACGAGAAUAUGUUACUGAUCUCCUCCAGGGAAAUGAAGGCAAAAAAGGUCAAUUCAUAGAAGAACUUAUAACCAAAUGGCAAAAGAAUGAUCAGGAGUUGAUUUCUGAUCCUUUGCAGCAGUGCUUCAAAAAAGAUGAAAUUUUAGAUGGGCAGAAAUCAGGAGACCAUCUAAAGCGGGGUAGGAAGAAAGGGAGAAACAGGCAGGAAGUUCCUGCAUUUACUGAACCUGACAUGGCUGCAGAGGUUAAAACACCUUUUGAUUUGGCCAAGGCACAAGAGAACAGCAACUCCGUAAAGAAGAAGACAAAGUUUGUCAAUUUAUACACAAGAGAGGGACAGGAUAGGCUUGCAGUCCUGCUCCCUGGUCGCCACCCUUGUGAUUGCCUGGGCCAGAAGCACAAGCUCAUCAAUAACUGUCUGAUCUGUGGGCGCAUUGUCUGUGAACAAGAAGGCUCAGGCCCUUGCUUAUUCUGUGGCACUCUGGUGUGUACUCAUGAGGAACAAGAUAUUUUACAGCGUGACUCAAACAAGAGCCAGAAACUGCUAAAGAAACUCAUGUCAGGGGUGGAGAAUUCUGGAAAGGUGGACAUCUAUACCAAGGACCUUCUUCCUCAUCAAGAAUUGCGAAUUAAGUCUGGUCUGGAGAAGGCUAUCAAGCAUAAAGACAAACUGUUAGAGUUUGACAGAACUAGUAUUCGAAGGACCCAAGUCAUUGAUGAUGAGUCAGAUUACUUUGCCAGUGAUUCUAACCAAUGGUUGUCCAAACUUGAGCGGGAAACCUUGCAGAAGCGAGAGGAGGAGCUGAGAGAACUUCGACACGCCUCUCGACUUUCUAAGAAGGUCACCAUUGACUUUGCAGGAAGGAAGAUCCUGGAAGAAGAAAAUUCACUAGCAGAGUAUCAUAGCAGACUAGAUGAGACAAUACAGGCCAUUGCCAAUGGAACCUUGAACCAGCCACUGACCAAAUUGGAUAGAUCUUCUGAAGAGCCUUUGGGAGUUCUGGUAAAUCCCAACAUGUACCAGUCCCCUCCCCAGUGGGUUGACUACACAGGUGCAGCCUCACAGAAGAAGGCUUUCCGUUCUUCAGGAUUGGGACUAGAGUUCAACUCAUUUCAGCACCAGUUGCGAAUCCAGGAUCAAGAAUUUCAGGAAGGCUUUGAUGGUGGCUGGUGCCUCUCUAUACAUCAGCCCUGGGCUUCUCUGCUUGUCAGAGGGAUUAAAAGGGUGGAGGGCAGAUCCUGGUACACACCCCACAGAGGACGACUUUGGAUAGCAGCCACAGCUAAAAAACCCUCCCCUCAAGAAGUCUCAGAACUCCAGGCUACAUAUCGUCUUCUUCGUGGGAAAGAUGUGGAAUUUCCUAAUGACUAUCCGUCAGGUUGUCUUCUGGGCUGUGUGGACCUAAUUGACUGCUUGUCCCAGAAGCAAUUUAAGGAGCAGUUUCCAGACAUCAGUCAAGAAUCUGAUUCUCCAUUUGUUUUCAUCUGCAAAAAUCCUCAGGAAAUGGUUGUGAAGUUUCCUAUUAAAGGAAAUCCAAAAAUCUCAUAAGCAUCACUAUUGACUUAGAUGAGACUUUCUGUGGGAGAAAGCAAACUGCCAAACUGUUCUCAGGCCAGACAGACAGGAAUUCUCUUAAGAUUCUCCUAAUGAGAUGGAUGGUUCCUAAGGCUGCUACCACUGAGCCAAACUCUAUCCUGGUAGAUCUGAGAAGAGGUCAGAGACCACAUCAGUAAUAUACCUUUCAUUAGGGUCACCUGGGAUGGGAAGGUUGCUUGUUUUCUAAGUUUAACACUUAGAGAGUCAUAUAGCCUAUGACCUUUAACCUUCUUAGCUGGUGAUAGGGGCCCUUUGUCAGUAAAGCAUUCAUGUGGAUUCUAUUCCACUGUUGCAGGUCACUCCCCCUAUUAAGUCUGAGGCAGCAAAGGGGUUUUGAACUGCUUUUCUCACUGUGAAGAUUCAUGCAUUAUGCUCAGCCAGUUAACAGGUCAGAGGAAUGGAUUUCCUACUGUGUGAAAUGCCUUCCUUUAUUGCAUGUGUAUAUUCUUAAAAAUUUGCCUUAGCAUCAAACACCUUUAAAAAUGUGAUAUUUCUUUUCUAGUAGCUACAAAAUUAGAAAUAAUUAACUUCUUAGAUUCUUAGGACAAAUACUCAUUGUAUGCAUUUGUGUAUCCUUGUACAGUGUUCCCAUUGCUUCCUUAUUCUUACAGAAUGAAACUGAAGUUUGGAAGUGUCUGAGUCCUGAAGUAAGAUAAUUGAAAGUGACAGGAACACAGUAACCAGAAGACCUGGGAGGCUACAAAAGAUUUGCAUUGCAAAUACAAAAAUAAAUAAUGAGACUUCUUUUUCUCCCUUACAGGGAAAUUGGAUUCCAAGAUCCAUCAAGGAGCAAAGAAGGGGUUAAUGAAGCAGAAUAAAGCUGUCUGACCCAGGAGAAAAGGAACUAUACAGCAUAGUGGAGUUUUGUGUACUAAAAUUGCUAUCUACUGGUCCUUUGGAAUUGAAGUAGUAGAAACCUAAAGGCUUGGCAUCAGGCUUGAAUAUCUCAGAACUUAAACUCUUACCAAAAUCUGUAUAUUUUUGUUAAGGAGUGGGAUUCCUACUUUAUGUAAUGGGUCAAAAUCUUUGAAUACAUUAUUUAUAAAAACCUGUUUAAAAAU